AAAUUUUAAGAUAAAUUACUAAAAUAUCAAAAUCAUACCAUAUAUGAAAUUAUAGUACAUAAAUAGAUUUUUAAAGAAGUCUUCAUUAAUUAUCCAAAGUAUCAAGAUUAAUGGUGCUGUAGACUGAGAGAAAAUUUUAAGAUAAAUUAUUGAAAUAUCUAAAUCAUACCACAUAUGAAAUUAUAGUACAUAAAUAGAUUUUUAAAGAAGUCUUCGUCGAUUAUCUAAAGUAUCAAGAUAGAGCCAUGGAUUUUUACUUCUUAUUUUAUUUACUGACUUUUCAACACAAACCAGAAAUAUACCUGUAAAAUAGAACGAAAUGAAAAAAUUCUUGAUAAAGAAACAUUUCUAGAAUUGCCAACGGAACGUUGAAGAGCACGGCUCACAUAAAACAAUGGUCGAUAAGAAGAAACAGAAAAGUGGAGCACUGAAAUCGGAGCACAAUUUGAAGUUUCUCGAAAAGUGAGACAACCAAUUGUUUAAUCGAUCCACGUAGUCGGUGACAAGGGUCGUUUAGGAUUCAUCGUGGCUUUCCCGAUGGAAAGGAACACCUUUAAGCAUUCGUUGCUUGCACUCGAGAUAUUCUCCGGCAAGCCAGAAAAGUCGUGGAGGCAGGACAAACAAUCUCCUUAAAAAAGUUUCGUCCUGGAAGAAAAGCUGAUCCUCAAGCACAGCUUCGGCAAGCUUUCCAUUUAUUGCCGGAGUUUAAGGGACCGUUUCUCGGCCGAACUUGGACAGACAUUAUGGCGAGGAACACUGGAAGAUAAUCCAACUGGAAUCUCUGUUGGACGAAUGACGAACUUGUGACGAGCAUCGCGAAAAGUUUUUACCAUUUCCGCAGGUCACUCGCCACCUGUUUUCUGGAACUUCAUGAAAAUUCUACUUUCUCUGAGAAGUGUGAUUAAAGAAUCAUAAUGGAGAUCCAGAAGGUGUACGUAAAAACACGCGCCGAUUUUGGCAAACAAUGCAUGUUUGACUUUAUUGGUCCAACAAUGGACGUGGAAAUCUUUCCGAAUCUAGUCGAUAUGAACGAUUACAUCUUAAGAUCUCAUUGCCACGUCGGAAUGCAAUACUCGAAGCAGCUUGCACUGCACGAAUUGCAAACCCUUGGCAAGACGACGAAAAACAGUGGAAUGUUUCAUUUCGAGGGUGGUUGGCCGAAGGAGAUCAAUCCCAGGGACGAGGAAACUACCAGCAGGUUUCGAAGGAGAGUCGAAAAGGACGACAACUGGGCACCGAAAUUACGUAAGUUGUUCGAGGUGAUGGAGCACAGUGUUCUCCAGAAUGGCGCGGUGAACAUUUACCAACACUACUUCGACGACAUGACACCAACACAAUUGGUGCAACCUGUUGGUCUCAGAACCGUGAAUGUAUAUGCGGAUCCAGAAACUCCGAAAAGACCGGUGACCGACAUCUCUUGGUCGCCAGAUUCUGGCAGCAGAAUCGUGGUUUCUUAUUGUUUCCUGCAGUACGGCAGGCAGCAAGAUUAUAGUAACAAGGUGUACAUCUGGCAGGUUGACAAUCCGAACGAGCCUUACAUGGCACUGGAGCCUUUUAGCCCGUGCGUGGUUUGCGAAUUUAAUCCUCGAGAUCCUUCCGUCCUUGCCAGCGGUCUUAUGUCGGGCCAGGUUUGUAACUGGGAUGUCAGGACCGGCAUCAAACCCGUUCAGACCUCUCAUCUGCUAGCCAGUCACAGGGAUUACACGAAUGCGGUAAGAUGGUUAUCGUCAAAGAGCAACACUGAAUUUUUUUCCGCAUCAUCGGAUGGUCACGCGAUGUGGUGGGACACGCGACUACUACGAGGGCCGACCGAAACACUGAUGUUCGAUUUCCAGAAUCCAAACGAGCCGAACAUCGACAGAGCGAUCGGAGUUUCCUGUUUAAAUUACGGUCCAAUGAUAGGCGCGAAAUUUAUGUUCGGCAUGGAUAAUGGUAUUAUCGUCACCGGCUCUAGGAAGAUGAAAACGAACGCGGAAAAAUUAGCGGUCAAAUUGAAAGCUCAUUAUGGACCAGUGAGAUCGGUCGAUCGGAAUGUUUUUAAUCCGGCCGUGUAUUUAACUGUUGGAGAUUGGACUGCUCGUGUUUGGGCUGAGGAUACCCGGGAAGGGUGUCUGGUCGCUACUCCGCAUUUUAUGAAGACUCCAACAGGCGGUUGCUGGAACAAAGCAAGAUGUUCUGCUUUUUACGUGAUGACUGCGACCGGACGCUUGACGGCUUGGGAUCUUCUUCAGGGUCUCGAGCAACCCGUUGUUGCAUUACAGCUAUGCAAAGAAAGUCUUACUGCCUUAGCACCCUAUGACGAGGGAACCCUUAUAGCUGUCGGAAACAUGGUUGGAACAGUAUUUCUCGUUGAAUCGACGGAAUUCCUUCAGUCGUUCGACAAAAAGGAUAGAACAGCUCUUUCAGAGUACCUCGAAAGACGUUCGAAAGUCACGAAAGCGAUGGACGUGCGUUUAAGGGAGAUCAAAUUGACUCAAAAGAUCAUGGAGGCGGAAAUGGAAGCAACGAAAAUCAAGGAAAAAGGCAAGCCGGCUAGAAAACCUGCAGCACAUAAGAAAGACAAAGGCCGGGAGAAAGAGAAAAGUAAAGAGAAAGAUAAGCCGAAACUUAGUCGCGAAUCAAGGGGCAGCAAAAGGAAGAGCGCGUCCAAAGAAAGAAAGAAAAGAGAUGAAUCUCCUACAUUGGUGGAGGCUGAGCAAAAAUAUUUAGAGAUGGUCCAGAAGGGAAUAGAUGAAUACUCUUCGGAAAGCGAUCCAAACCUCCGUCCAAUGGCUCAGCAGACACAAACGAGGAAACAGGAGCGAAGAAUUCGAAGAGCGUCGGAAGCAGUGUCCGAAGAGGACGAUGUUGAAUUGAUGGACGAACAGCAGACGAAAGAGAUGGAGGGCAAGAUGAAAGAAGAGAUGAGGGAACGAAGGAAAACCAGACGAAUUCAAGUGAGAAAGAAACCACCGUUGAAGGUAGCGGCUCGAGUAUCCGAAGGAUCGAUCACGGAAAAGAUUCCCACGAAAUCUGCGAGUAACCUGGUCCUGGACGGGUCCGAAAGGAGAAGAAGAAGAGGACCGAAGACGAAGAUCUCGUUCUCUCUGCCGAUACCGUGCAAAGGUGAAGUUUGCAAGCCGAGGGUCUGUUGCUGGAGGAAAGGUGUAAAAGAGAAGAGAUCAGAGAAACCGAAGAUCGAGGAGAGGAAAUCGAGUACAGAUUCGGUACAAUGGGCGGCUGCGAAACCCACGAAGCGUCGCGGCAAGCAAGCUCGCAUUCUUCAGGAAAUGAUGGAACCACCGUCGGAUUUAACUCUGGAGGUUCAGAGAGCCAGAGAAGAGAUCAGAGAGGCGACUCUGAGAGCAAGGGUGCCGAAAACUCGCAUUCUUCGAGAAGCUGCGGAAAUCAGGGCAAAGGAGGCAAGGAAGGAACAAGAGCAGAAGCGCGGUUCAAAACAGGACGUAGGAGAGAAAUGGGAGACAUGGUCGGAAGAGACGAGUAUAAUGGAAGAAGAUGAUGAGGAAGAAAAAGGAAAGACAACUGUUCCUCCGGAUCCUUGCAGUCCUCAAAAAGCUAAGGACAUCGCCGGAGAGUUCUCCGCGAUCCUUGGUAUCCCUCUUCCGCGCAUAAGUGAAGAGAAAUCAGUUGGGAAAGCUCAUUUGGAGAAGGCAAAACUUGCUCGAACCAGAGUUUAUCCACGAAUUUCGGAAUAUCAAGGGCAUAUCGAGUGAUAGUAGAGUGACAAUAUCUUGAAGAGUUUCUGCUGCUUUGGUACCUGAAGAGGUAUGGGAAAAAGGCACGUGGGGAGGAGCCGCGAGAAGAAGGGAAGGAUGGUUUUAUAUCGAGGACCAUCAACGUGUAGACGUAGCUUCCUACCACUAUUGGAGUAUCGAUUCGACCAACCACGUGGAAACCAAGAAUAUUUCGUUAUCACUUUUAUUAUCUCUCUUCUAUCGAAUGUUUUCAAAGAGAAAGAGCAUGACUCGUGUUAUCAGCUUUACGAUUUCUUUUUCUUUAUCUUUGCUCUCAGGUUUCAAUUUAUUUUUUCAAAAAUAGAAGAUUUUUUUUUUAGAAGAUUAACUGGUGAAAUUAGUGGUGAUAAGUAGGUUAUUUAUUCAAGUUUCAUCGUAGAACCGGCUUAUUUUGCUCAUUAAAUUAAUUGCCCUAAAAUUAUUGAGCGAAUAGCAGUACUGCGUUUGAAGGAUUAACGAGGAACAUUUGUACCUUGUUCAUAAAGGAUAAUAUCUGUGUUGAUUUCAAUUAAAUUGUUGGAUGAUUUCAGCGAAUAGAUUUAUGUAUUUUGAAAAUUUGAUGGAAUUAUUGGAUGGAAUAAUUGAUAUUUAAUCUAAUUAAAAAUAUGUCGAUUAAUUAGUAACUUAUUUGUUUAUCAAAUUCCUGGGUAAACUGAUCUGAGUUCUAGAGCUGAAAAUAUUUUCAUUCGAAUUUCAUUAAUUAAUUAAUGAAAGUAAUAAUGAAAUUCAGGAUAAACUAUGCUGCAAUUUGAGAACAAUGCAGACCAUAGUAUGUGUGUCAAAAUGUUGCCCUAUUUUGUUGCUUUGAAUACCUAAUUAUCAAGUACUGCUCAUACAAUGGUUAUCGAAAAUUCCAAAAAUUCCAUACUACAUUUAUUCUCUAGGGCUGCUGAUCACUGAGGGAUGGCAUUUUUUAAUCAAAUAUUAGAGAAUUUCACUUUCACAAAUCAUAAUCGUUCUCCAAAAUACUUUAGAAACAUAAUUAGGAAUUAUUACAAAUAAUCUUCUGAUACAUAUUUUGAAUAAAAUGAAAAUUUUUAAAAAUCAAAUGAAUCU
This is a messenger RNA of Osmia bicornis bicornis, 4790 nucleotides long. Its product is annotated as dynein intermediate chain 3, ciliary-like. Bases 915 to 3713 code for a protein of 932 amino acids. Lineage: Eukaryota; Metazoa; Arthropoda; Insecta; Hymenoptera; Megachilidae. Gene Ontology annotation, cellular component: outer dynein arm. The record is from RefSeq and is a predicted model, not a curated record. Gene Ontology annotation, molecular function: dynein heavy chain binding; dynein light chain binding. Gene Ontology annotation, biological process: outer dynein arm assembly; cilium movement. The transcript has 13 exons.